UUUUACUGCUGCUGCCUCUACAUCUGCUUUCACCUCACCCACACAAUGACACAAAAAUACAUUCUUCUGUUGCCUGUAGAGUUCACAUCUUUGUCAAGUUAACUGCAGAAUAGAAAGUCAUUCUUUAGGAGGUGUUUUUAGGAGAAACAUACAGCUCUGAUCAGCCAGACUUCAUCAGUGUAUUACACCAACAGAACCUCAGAGACGUAAGGACAAAGAGAGGAAGAUGAUGGUAUUCUGUCUGCUUGUGGCAGCUCUCAGCAGCCCUGUUGUUACUGAAGAAUGGAAGGCUGAUGUUGUAAAUUUCCUUGAUGCCCUGGUUUCAUCCUGUGUUGUGGUACCCUGUUCAUUCACCCAUCCUAGAGGACCCCUGCCCACAUCCAGGCUCAGAGGAAUCUGGCAUCGUUCGACCAAUCACAAAGAAUACAUCUAUAAUGAGGAUAACACUCUAAUCGUUGACAGCUUUAGGGGUCGCACAAAGUUGUUGGGAGCUUUGGGUCAGAACAACUGCACCUUAGAAAUCAUUGACAUUAAAGACCAUGACAACGGCCCUUUCUGUUUCCGGAUUGAGUUAGCAAAAACAUCGACUGAUACAUCCACCACUGACAAGUUCUCCUUUGUUGAGCAGUGUGUCCAGUUUAAGAUGCUAACUGAUCCUCCAAAACCUAUACUAAAUCACGCAAAGACAGCCAUUCAAAAUCAUCCGUACACUGUCACCUGUUCAGUCACCCACACCUGCCCCUCCCAUAUGCCUAAACUCACAUGGAAUAAGGGAACUGCAGACAUGGCCACGGAGAUCCACAGAGAAGUUCAAAGGGGCUUGUGGGAGGUGCAGUCCAUCCUGACGUUCAUUCCUGAGGAGAAGGAUGACCACACUGAUGUCACCUGCACAGCAGCAUUUCAUGAAAAGCCUGAGUCCUCUGAAACAAUGACACUCUAUGUAAAACGUGCAGAAAACUACAACCACAUCAUCAUUCCCACAGUGGUGGGGAUCGGUACUGCUGUUCUCUUUGGAGUCUUCUGCAUCUUAAUGGUGAAAAAAUACAAGACACGCAUUGCAGAGCUCCAACGUCGAGAUGGCAGCGUGUUGAACCGGCUGUCCAGGAUGUCUCGCAGGAUUCGUUCCGAUGGCCCAGGACCAUCUCAUUCUGAUCAAAGAAGGUCUAUUUGGAGCAGAUUUUCUAGAAGGCCUAAAGGGGAAAUGCUGGAUUUGGACCAUAUGCCCAAUAAUGUGAAAUCAAAAUCCUGUGCCGACGGGAAAAUCUCCAAGCCUCGUUUCCCAUCCCCCAAAAGCCAGCCAAAAUCCUACAAUUACAAUGAGGACCUUGAUGAUGGUGACGAUUACAUGAACACUGUGGAACUCAACAUCUAUGGAAACAUCUGAAAAUAAAGCCCUCCAAAGAGAGUUUGUGAUCAAAGCAAACAACAAACCUAAUCACGCUCAUAAUAAUCAUUGUGUAUUAACCACGUCUGAUGAUUGUAGUUUUAAUUAUUUAUGACUGCUGUGUUAACCUCUCCUGUUAAGCAAAAUAUAUUUAAUUGUGUCAAGUAAAAUGCAUUUUGAACAUAUGUUUAUUGCAUUUAUUACAAUGUCUACCAUUAUAAUGUUACACAGCAAUAAUCAAGCAACUUUGUUAAACCAGUGUAUUUGUUUGUUUGUUUAGGCAUGGUGUCAUUAUUGUUGGGCCUAAACAGUGUUUGGAAAGUUACUGAAAAAUUGUAAUUUGUUAAUUACUAGUUACUUCUCUCGAAAGUAAUUGAAUUACUUUUCCAAUUACUGCAUGUAAAAGUAAUUAGUUAUGAGGGAAGUAGCUUUCUUGUUACUUGUAAAUGUCUGUUUCAAUGAUCUUAUUAACACACAACAAUUACACGUUACCUUUAAAAAACACACCUAAAACAAAAUGCCACAGUAAGAUUGAAUUCAAUGAGUUGACUCCAAAGGCAUGAAAUAAAAACAAAAAGGGAUAAGAAUUGAAUAAAAUAGUUCGAACAACUUUCCCAGCAGUCUGAUACUGAACCUUAUAAAGGAGGUAAAACGCUGACGUGACUCUCUGAAUUCUUUCUCUUUUUCUAAAAUCUCUUGAGUGUGAAUAACCUACAUGUAACCUUUGUACCAUGCAGCUGUUUUUUUCUGUUAUUGUUGUGGUUAUUGUCCCCUAGUAUUAUAUAUUCAAGUAUCCAGGAACAAUAAAGUGCUACAAGCAGCCAUCAAUGUCAUGGACAAGGACUUUUUUUUCCUUUUUUCCCCCUAUCUAUGUUGCAUUCAUAUUUUGGGGUUUGUCUUUUUUCUUUUCAACUUUUUAUUUAAUAUUUCUCUUUACUGUUUUUGGCCAGUGCUGUUUUUCAAAUGUGUAUAAUAAAAUAAUAAAGUCUUCAAAAACAAUAAAAAAGUAUUAUGCCUAUGAACUCA
Messenger RNA from Dicentrarchus labrax (European seabass), 2410 nucleotides. Its product is annotated as myelin-associated glycoprotein. Lineage: Eukaryota; Metazoa; Chordata; Actinopteri; Moronidae. The record is from RefSeq and is a predicted model, not a curated record. The transcript is spliced from 13 exons. Bases 227 to 1384 code for a protein of 385 amino acids.